CGUCGCGUCUUUUAAGGUGGAACGAAAAGCGUCAAUAAGAAGCUGCGAAUAAGAAGCUAGAUUCAGCCUCGUUAGCUACUAGUUCUUUUGCGACCACUUCAGGUCCUCAAAAUGGCGGAAGACAAGAGAGUGACGCCAGCUGAAACCCAUGUAUAGCAAAAUCGAACGACUCAAAAAUGCUUUGUACACCUUAAAUAAGAGUGACCGAAUACUCUGUCAGUCAAACAGGAUGACGAAUCAGUUGCUUGGUAGGCGGGACAUUUAAAACGCGCCUGAUAUAAAUUCAUAGAGCGCUACUGCGACGACGCAUUGUGCUUAGUGUUUAAACGACUUGUGCGUGUUGUCUGAAGAGACAUUAUUGUUUAAGAAUGCGUGAUAUUUGGAGGUCAGAAAGAAGGUCUUAAAGUAUAUAGCCUUAAACAAUAAACCUAGUAAUUUUAGAUAAAUGCAAAUGAAUCUCUUAGUAUUUUCAGAUAUGAUGGGAGACAGCAAUGAGAGCGGCGUAAUAAACAGAUCCAUCAGUGAUCGAGAGCGCUUCAAAAGCUUGGAAGACAUUGAUGUGACUGCCGAUGAAAGCCUAGUGCUGAGAUUCAUAAUCUCCAUCACUUACUCCGUGGUUUGCGUCGUAGGUUUAAUCGGGAACCUGUUGGUCUUCUUCUUCAUUCGCGUGACACAAGAGAGACGCAAAUCAAAAAUCAACUAUUUUAUCCUCAAUUUGGCCGUAACGGAUUUUCAGUUUGUGCUCACUUUGCCUUUCUGGGCCGUGGACACCGCAUUGGACUUCAGCUGGCCGUUUGGAGACGCCAUGUGUAAGAUCGUACUUUCUGUGACUGUGAUGAACAUGUACGCCAGUGUCUUCUUCCUGACCGCCAUGAGCGUCACUCGGUACUGGUCAGUGGCAUCCGCGCUCAAGGACAGCACCAGACAAACCAGUUGCUCCAUUAAGUGGGUCAGCGUCAUCCUCUGGUCUCUGGCUACCGUAGCCACAGCGCCAACAUCCAUCUUCUCAACAGUCACUAACGUGGCCGGCGAAAAACUUUGUUUAUUGCGAUUCCCUGACGGACAGCACUGGUUGGGGGUCUAUCAUCUCCAGAAAAUCCUGAUCGCGUUUGUUAUACCCAUGGGAAUAGUUUCAGUUAGCUACCUGCUGCUGUUGAGGCUCAUCAGACAGCGCAGCAUGAAGCAAAAUUCAAAACGAAGAACGCAAGUCACAAAGUCCGUCACCAUUGUGGUGCUGUCGUUUUUUCUCUGCUGGAUGCCCAAUCAUGCCAUAACGUUUUGGGGCGUGCUGGUCAAAUUAAAUGUAGUGCACUGGGAUAAAGCUUACUAUAUCGUUCACACCUAUGUGUUUCCAGUGACAGUGUGCUUAGCGCACGCAAACAGCUGUUUAAAUCCACUUAUUUACUGUCUCAUGAGAAAAGAGUUUAGGAAAAAACUGAAGGACCUGUUUCUGCGGGUCUGAACGCACUGUGUUGCACUUUAAAAGCAAAAGAAAAAAGAUGGUAUUUUUUCUGUUAACAGUACGGCAAAAUCUAGUUUCUUGACUGUGUGCAAUAAUAUAACUGCUUGUGUCAUGAUAUAUUUAUGCCGCUAUAUUUCAACGUUGUAUUAUAUGUGUGAAACUCUUCCAAGUGUUUCCUUAUUAUUGCAGUAAAGUACAUUGCCUAUAAUAAAACCACAACAAAUUUUGCAACAAAGAAGGGAAUGUAUUUUCCCAUUCAAUUACUGUAGGCCAUUUUCUUUUAGAUGACAAAUUUAAUCUAUUACUCUCAGAAAAAACUUGUACUGAGGCGGUUCUUAAAAGGUCCAUUUUGGUACAGAUAUGUACCUUUGAGGUAAUAAUGUUUUCAAAAAGUACACUUUUGUACCUUAUAGGUACAAAAGUCUACCUUUUGAAAAGGUAUAGUGACAACGUUUGUACCUUUUUUUUCUGAGAGUGAAUUUCUGAUAUUCAUUAUAAAAUUCUUUAAUUCUCAUUCAGAAUAGAAAAGUGAAUCCUCACAAACAAUUUGCAAUUAUUUCAAAUAAUUAAACUAAUAAUGUGACACUGUCUGGGAAAUCCAGGCUUAAGACUUUUAAUCUAAGUAUAAAUAAAGAAUAUCAGAGUUUGAUUUAACUAAUUGAUUUCACACUCAGUCAAUAUCAAUAGACUAUAUUUUACAGAAUGUCCUUUACAUUAUGUAGGAUGAUUUAAAAAUAAAUGACUUUAGCUGGAUUUUCACGGACUGGGUCACAAACAAAAAGGACAUUUACAAACUUUAUUUCAUUAGUAAUUGGAUAACCAGUAUCCAGUUGUAUGUCCAAUUUGUUGAUUUCCUUUUCUCUCAGUUGCGCUCUCUUUAUAUCUCCCAUGAUGGGACCACAUUCUGGUUGUAAAUUGUAAAUGAUUAUACUCUCACCGUGUGUUUUUCAUAUACGUCCCUAUCAGUCUUGUGUCAUUCUCAGUUACUGACACACACUUAUAGGCGCUUGAGAUACCACCAUCAUCAGAGCUCUGGGAAUACAAAUACAUCAGGCUAGUUAGAAAUAUGUUUCAUUUUGUCAGGCAUGGCCAUAUCAGUCUGCUUGCAGACAUCCAAACAUGUUACAGUAUCUUUUAGAAAUAACAGCUCUGCUGCAUCAUCCGGUUAAUUAUCCAUAAAAGGGGCAGUUGGGUUCGUAACUGAUGUCAGUGCUUAACGUCUUGUUAAAUUUUGGUUGCUUUAAAUCACUUACACAGAAAGCUAAUGAUGGUCAUUUGCGGGCAAUUUGAAAAUUUAAAAAAGACAGUACAUCUGUUGCUGUUUACAGUCAUACACACACAGGAACCCUUUAAUGGAUACUCAGCUUUAGAGGUGUUGUUCUUGAUGAUUUUAUGUUGGUUAUGAUACGUCACAUGGCAAUGAUCUGGUCAAUAGUAAAUCUUUUUAUAUACAAAUAUUUUUCCAACCAAAGGACAGACCAAAGGUGACAGUAUUCUGUAGAAAAAAAAUGAAUAUAUGCCUGUUUGUUGGUGUCAUUUUAUAUGUGGAUGAAAUGCCAUUUAAAUACUUGUUUGAAUAAUUAGAAAAAAAUGCAUGAAGGUGCUGUUUGUGUACGCUUUCUCUACCUGUUUAGAUUGCCUUUCAGAUGUACAGACUUUUGUUCUCUUUAAGAUCUUUCUCCAGAUUUUGACUAUACUGCAGUACUGUUGUGUGUGAAUGCAAGCUACUAGUUUGCCUAUGGAUGUUUCUCAGUAUUAUAAAACUCACUGUGGUGUACCCUAGUGUGCGUGUUAAUAUAAUCAGAUCCCCACUGUUACCAGGAUUUCCUGUGGGGACAAGACUUCCUAUUAGGCUGAAACUACUAAUGCACACCAUUAAUAUUAUUGUAUUCACUGACAUGGUGUUGCUCUCAUUGGAACAGCAUAUAUCUAAAACAUAAAUAUUGUAGGUGUAACUGAACUGUACAGCAUAUGAGGAGUUUAGAUGCAAACCUCUCUAAGUGCAUCUGACAUCUUUUCUUAAAUGAGCAUUUUUAACAAUUAUUAGUUUCAGUAAUUUCACUUUAAUGACAAUGAAAAGGUUAUUGAUCAGUAAUUAAAAUGCCUUAUUUUUUUUUUUACAAAUUUCACUUCAGUCAUUUGAUUGAUAUGUAAAAUAUUUGACUGGAUUUCGCUGCAAAACCCUCUAAGUGCAUUGCAAGCUUCUUUGGCAAAAACCUUGCAACUAGAAACUAGUGCAAAUGAUUGAAGUCAGAGCGUUAAUAGGACUGAACCACAUAUUAAUGGGGGGCUGUGAUCUACUGCCACAAGGGACACAAGUUUGAGUGUGAUCUAUGUUCAUUUCAUGCCCAGUCGUUCAUCCAAUUCACCUUCCGUGCACUUUGCUGAAAAUCUAUGUUUAGGGGAUUCCAACAAAACCGUAUUCUGAAUGGCCUGAGGCAGGGAUUUAGCUAUUUAAAGUGAAGGUAGCCUAUUUGAUGAACAUAUAAUACAUGCCGAGAGCACUUUUGACUGCAUUUAGCGGCUUCUGCAUCUGAACUCUGAAAAAUGUGUUCUUAUGGGGCUUGUUUAUAUUUAUGCAAAAUUAUUAUUAUGUACAGUUUUAAUCAUUAUUUUUAAACUUGGUAUGUUGAUUUUUUAAAAAGAUGCUAUUAAUUUAAUCACAUCUGUGUUGUUUUUCUCUUUUUAGAAUACAAUGUCUGACAAUAAGGUAAGGGGAUGGGCUAUAUUGUGAAUAUGAUCUAUAUCCUUAAGGUUGUUUUGAGUGAGUCAGAUUGAAGCACCUGCAACCUUUCCAUUACCACAGUAUAUUCACAGUACAGUACAACCUCAAAUACUGCAUGCUUUUAUAAAACAGUUACCUACUAUAAAUAAAGAUCAUGUAUUAAAAUAUUUAUUGUAAAA
This is a messenger RNA of Paramisgurnus dabryanus, 4366 nucleotides long. RefSeq names its product relaxin family peptide receptor 3.3a1 (gene rxfp3.3a1). Gene Ontology annotation, molecular function: C-C chemokine binding; C-C chemokine receptor activity. NCBI's taxonomy places the organism in Eukaryota, Metazoa, Chordata, Actinopteri, Cypriniformes, Cobitidae. Gene Ontology annotation, cellular component: external side of plasma membrane; membrane. Gene Ontology annotation, biological process: G protein-coupled receptor signaling pathway; calcium-mediated signaling; positive regulation of cytosolic calcium ion concentration. The record is from RefSeq and is a predicted model, not a curated record.